This is a messenger RNA of Symbiodinium necroappetens, 853 nucleotides long. The record is from the annotation of a GenBank genome assembly. Lineage: Eukaryota; Dinophyceae; Suessiales; Symbiodiniaceae.
AUGAUCUCGGCGAGCCUUGGGAAACAUUCCGUGAAUGUGGACGUCGUCUCAGAUUCUGACGAUGGCGGCUGGAUGGUGUUUGACAUCACCGCCACCGGCUUCGGUUCCGGAGACAUGUUCUUGCACUGGGGAGUCGGCAAGCAGCACGCGGAGGAGUGGAUCGUGCCUGUAGAGAUCCAGGCACGAACGACGCCAACGGCCAAUCGCGUGCCAGGUGCUUUGCAGACGCCUUUCCCGCCACCCGAUGGUCAGAACGGUCGAAAAGUACGUUUAGAAAUCAACGUUGAUGCUGGCCUGAAGGGCUGCCAGUUCGUACUGCACAAGAAGCCCAACGAGUGGCUCAAGAAUGGGUCCAGGAACUUUUUUCUCGACUUUUCCAAGGUGGCUGACAGCCGUGGCUUUCGGGAGCUUGUCACGGAAGCCACGAAAGCCAAUCCAGCUGCAAAGGUGUCCUGCUACAGCUCAAGCGGCGUGGAAGUGGCAGUUCUAGCAGCUUCGGAGGGUGAGUGCUGCAAUGUACAGGCGAUUGUCCGUUCCGAGCGCGACUUGGUUCUUCAGUAUGGCCCAGCAGGGGACGAUCGGCGAUGGACGUCUUCGACCAGGCUGAGCUUGCAAAACAGCGGCGGAGACAUCUACAAGGGUGAGAUCAAGAUCGAGGCACAGAACCUCAACAAGUAUCUCAUGUUCGUCCUCCACGACCCCAGUGUCAACCAGUGGUUGAAGGAUGCUGGCCGAGACUUUUCCUUCGAGCUGCCCCGAGACAUCUGCAAGACCGUGACCGCGAAGCCGCCGGAGCCUGCACAGACCUUCGACCCGGCACCGCGGCUCCAGAGACGGGCCUCGAAAUUGUUCA